This is a messenger RNA of Zingiber officinale, 405 nucleotides long. RefSeq lists its product as uncharacterized. The transcript has a single exon. The coding region runs from base 1 to 405 and encodes 134 amino acids. Lineage: Eukaryota; Viridiplantae; Streptophyta; Magnoliopsida; Zingiberales; Zingiberaceae. The record is from RefSeq and is a predicted model, not a curated record.
AUGACGACUCCGCUAUACGGAUUUACCGGUAAUGAGGUCCAGCCAAUCGGCCAGAUAAAGCUGGUCAUAUCCCUCGGAGAAGAGCCGCUCUGGAGAAUAAGGACGACUACCUUCAUCGUUGUAGAUGCCCCGUCCGCUUACAACGUCAUAUUGGGUCGACCAACCCUUAAUGAGUUUCGACCAGUUAUCUCAACAUUUUGCCAGAAAAUUAAAUUCCCGGUUGAAGAUCGGAUCGGAGAAGUCAAAGGGGAUCAACUGGCUGCUCGGCGCUGCUACGUCGAGAUGGUAAAGGCGGAGGCUAAGUCCGCCCGAAAGGCCCCUCAGAUCGAGGUAAACACCAUAACUGAGAAACCUCCUACCUUAGUUUAUGAAGAAAAGGAGGAAGUGCAGAUACAUCCUUGCUGA